CCUUCAACAACCCGAAUCAGAGACCAUCAUGUCCACCAUAGCCGAGCUAUGUCCCGUCUACGCCCCUUUCUUCGGUGCCAUGGGCUGUGCCAGCGCCAUAAUCUUCACUUGUAUCGGUGCAGCAUAUGGUACUGCUAAAUCAGGUGUUGGGAUUUCAGCAAUGGCCGUUUUACGUCCUGACCAAAUGAUGAAAUGUGUCGUUCCAGUCGUCAUGGCUGGUAUCAUUGGUAUUUACGGAUUAGUAGUAUCUGUAUUGAUAUCUGGAGAUCUCACAUCCCCGAUGCCUUUAUACACCGGUUUCAUUCAACUCGGAGCAGGAUUAUCAGUCGGGUUAGCCGGUUUAGCAGCUGGUUUCGCAAUUGGUAUCGUUGGUGAUGCCGGUGUGAGAGGUACAGCUCAACAACCAAGGUUGUUCGUUGGUAUGAUUUUGAUCCUCAUUUUCGCAGAAGUCUUGGGAUUGUAUGGCCUCAUUGUGGCUUUGAUUCUCAACACCAACUCGAGUGUCGAUUACACCUGCACCAUUUCACAGUAGGAGACACGACAUUGGAAAGAUGGUUCACAAAACAGUUCUUCACAUGUACCACGGCACUCGGUAUGCAGGUGUGGUCGAGGAUAGAUACUGGAAUAGUGCACGGCGCUAAUGCAUGUGGUGUAGCCUCUCUC
Molecule: messenger RNA, 663 nt
Organism: Tremella mesenterica DSM 1558
Lineage: Eukaryota; Fungi; Basidiomycota; Tremellomycetes; Tremellales; Tremellaceae
Exons: 7
Coding region: 29-532 (167 amino acids)
Biological process (GO): proton transmembrane transport
Cellular component (GO): proton-transporting V-type ATPase, V0 domain
Molecular function (GO): proton-transporting ATPase activity, rotational mechanism
Source: RefSeq, a predicted model, not a curated record